This is a messenger RNA of Eruca vesicaria subsp. sativa (arugula), 1502 nucleotides long. Lineage: Eukaryota; Viridiplantae; Streptophyta; Magnoliopsida; Brassicales; Brassicaceae. The record is from the annotation of a GenBank genome assembly.
AACUGAAAAAGGAAUAGAUGCGCUUUCUCAUUUUCAUUUGAAUUUUCCGUAACAGAAAAAAAAACUUAAAUCACGCUUUUCUUGUUGAAGCCAACGACACACUAAAGCCACCCAAGCCGAGGCGUAAAUCCGCCGCAACAACCCUAGUUUCUCUCUCUCCGACGGCGUUGGAUCCUCCGUAACCGUAACGACGAAGCUUUGACUAGUCGCUAAUUAGCUCGAUUCUGUUACUCCCUUUUGAAUUGAAUCUCUUCACAGAUGUCAAAUCCAUUGAAAGAGCCAAGAGACGAUAAUACCUUAACCUCUGUUCGUCAUAUUAGUGAAGAUAAUGAAUACGUUCGCCUUGUUGUUGGAACACAUCAACCUUCUCCACCUGAAACCGUUUUAGCCUUAUCUCAAUCGGAGAUACGGACUAGAAACUUGGUUUGGUGGUUUAAAGCUUUUGCUAUAUUUGUACUUACUCUCUUCCUCACUCUUGUUUUCGCCAAGUGGGGAGUUCCAUUUGUAUUCCAAAAGGUUUUGAUUCCGAUUUUGCAAUGGGAAGCAACUGCUUUUGGCCGUCCUAUGCUCGCUAUUGUUCUUGUUCUUUCCUUGGCUUUGUUCCCUGUCUUCUUGAUCCCUUCGGGUCCUUCCAUGUGGUUAGCUGGGAUGAUUUUUGGUUAUGGUCUUGGUUUUGUUAUUAUUAUGGUUGGUACCACCGUUGGGAUGGUUCUUCCUUACCUUAUUGGGCUAAUGUUUCGUGAUCGUCUCCAUCAAUGGUUGAAAAGGUGGCCUCGUCAAGCUGCUGUUCUUAGACUAGCAGCAGAAGGAAGCUGGUUUCAUCAGUUCAGAGUCGUGGCGAUCUUUCGGGUUUCGCCAUUUCCUUACACCAUUUUCAACUACGCCAUCGUUGUGACAAGCAUGAGGUUCUGGCCUUACUUGUUCGGUUCCAUAGCGGGGAUGAUACCUGAAGCUUUCAUCUACAUUUACAGCGGUCGAUUGAUCAGAACAUUCGCGGAUGUGCAAUACGGACAUCAACGUUUAACAACAGUAGAGAUAGUGUACAACGUAAUCUCCUUGAUCAUUGCGGUUGUGACGACUGUAGCUUUCACUGUGUACGCUAAAAGAGCUUUGAGAGAGCUUCAAAACGCAGAAGCUAACGAAGAUGAAGAGGUUCAGGUAAAGAAACAGGGGAGAUUCGAGAUGAAGAGCGUUGAAGAUAAUCAUAGGCGUUUUGGUUCUUCUCAUGCAUUGCCCUAACUCUCAGGGAAAGAGAUUAAAAUCUAGAUUUGUAUAAAGGUUUAAGGUUGGUUUGUUAUGCAGCAGGAGUAAGUAAGAGUAAAUAACAAAAAGGGGAAUGAAUAUCCGAAUAUGCAGUCUGAUGUAGUAAACCAGGAAAGACUAAUCAAAGGUUGAUUUUUAAUAUUAGUGUUGCUGAUUUCACUUGUUGGAAUAAUUAGAAAGCAAUCGUUUCAUUUGGUUUUUUUAUAAAACAAAUUCCAGUUGAAUAUUUUGGAUUAGGA